Bombyx mandarina (wild silkworm) is the source of this 1376-nucleotide messenger RNA. It is a transcript of the gene Rho1, whose product is annotated as ras-like GTP-binding protein Rho1. Lineage: Eukaryota; Metazoa; Arthropoda; Insecta; Lepidoptera; Bombycidae. Gene Ontology annotation, biological process: small GTPase-mediated signal transduction. Gene Ontology annotation, molecular function: GTP binding; GTPase activity. The record is from RefSeq and is a predicted model, not a curated record.
UAUGAACGAAAGUGCUUGUGAUGAGCAAAGACGAUUAAAAAAAGUGUCGAUAAAGCCAAUAUUCCGCAGAAAUUAGCCAGAAUCUUCAGGUAUCUACAAAAUAUAAUAAAUACCACCCUCGCAUGUGAGGGUACUAUGUGGUGGUGUUCUUCUUCCGCUAGUUCAGGACCGAUGGCUGCGAUACGCAAAAAGUUAGUAAUCGUCGGUGACGGUGCAUGCGGUAAAACAUGUCUGCUGAUAGUGUUCAGCAAGGAUCAAUUCCCGGAAGUAUACGUGCCGACAGUGUUUGAGAAUUACGUUGCCGACAUCGAAGUGGAUGGAAAACAAGUGGAACUGGCUCUGUGGGAUACCGCUGGCCAAGAAGAUUACGAUCGGCUGCGGCCGCUCUCGUAUCCAGAUACGGAUGUGAUCCUCAUGUGCUUCUCGGUGGACUCGCCGGAUUCGCUCGAGAACAUCCCAGAGAAGUGGACCCCUGAGGUAAAGCACUUCUGCCCCAACGUGCCUAUUAUUUUAGUAGGCAACAAAAAAGACCUCCGCAACGAUCCCGCCACCAUCAACGAGCUUCGCAAAAUGAAGCAAGAGCCUGUGAAACCGCAGGAAGGCCGGGCUAUGGCUGAAAAGAUUAACGCGUUUGCAUAUCUGGAAUGCUCUGCCAAAAGCAAGGAAGGUGUACGUGAGGUGUUUGAAACAGCAACCAGAGCCGCAUUACAGGUCAAGAAGAAGAAGAAGACUAGGUGUUCUCUGCUGUAAGUGUGCUGUUGUCGGGAAAACUCUGAUUUAUGAAUGGUUCGCAUACUGCCUGAUAACUUACGUUUGAAACGACUCGGACUCUACAGCAGUCGCGGCGUCAGCCACACAGUGCUUCCUUCCAAUACUGACAGCUGACGCAGUCGCGUCCCGCGUUGCACGCACAUCCACUCAGUAUUCGUGUGGCUACACUUUCAUAAUCGGUACUUGUAUAUUUUAUAGUUUAUCUAUAAAUUUAAGCAUAAAUGCCUUAACAAUAUGUCAGGGGCGAUUGUGGACUCCCUGUCUCCACGGGUCCAUUAAGAUUUUUUUGUGCUAUAUCAUGUUAUAUAAUCGAGUAGCAUUUCUUCAACAUAGAUAUAUAAUUCCUCGACCGGUGUCAUCUCACUGAGACUUGUUUAGUUUGGUAUUUUGUAUUUUAAUUUUUCAAUAAAAUAGUGAUGUAUAAAUUUGUGUAGGAUGUUUAUUUGACACGGAGCGCGAGCCCCACUCUCAGCCAAGUGCCUGUCAGCUGUGUCUUUGAGACGUCCAAUCUGAUACUGUGGCAAUUUUAUUGUAAUCUAUUAUCUGUGUGAAAUUUAUAACUUUCUAAUUUAUUAGUAAUAAAGGAACCCUAUGUUUUAACAUUU